Messenger RNA from Hibiscus syriacus, 1246 nucleotides. Its product is annotated as ribosome biogenesis protein BRX1 homolog 1-like. NCBI's taxonomy places the organism in Eukaryota, Viridiplantae, Streptophyta, Magnoliopsida, Malvales, Malvaceae. The coding region runs from base 98 to 1057 and encodes 319 amino acids. Gene Ontology annotation, biological process: ribosomal large subunit assembly; rRNA processing. The transcript is spliced from 9 exons. Gene Ontology annotation, molecular function: rRNA binding. The record is from RefSeq and is a predicted model, not a curated record. Gene Ontology annotation, cellular component: nucleolus.
AUUACCAACCAAGCCCAAGAUUCAGGUUUUAACUAGGGUUUAUCAAAGCCAAAUUCUUCGUUUUCCUCUGUUCCAGCAGCCAAAAACCAAGAAAACAAUGGGGAAGAAACGGAAGCACAGCGAAACCCAGGCAGGUGAACCAAAAAAGCAAGGUGAAGGGGCACCCGAGAGACCAAAAAGGACGCUCAUGGGUUGGAAAGACAAGGAAGAAGUUCAGAAACAAACCGACUCUAAUCUCGAGUCUAAUCCCCAAGUUUUUAGAAACAAAGAGAAAGUUAUGGUGACUUGUUCACGCCGCAUCAAUUACAGGUAUAGGCAUUUGAUGUUGAAUUUGGUUUCACUUUUGCCUCAUUGUAAGAAAGAUAACAAGGUUGAAUCAAAGAGUAGUAAAGGGUCUACCUUGAAUGAGCUUAUUGAGUUGAGGGGUUGUUCUUCUGCUCUGUUUUUCGAGUGUAGGAAAAAUCGAGAUCUUUACAUGUGGAUGGCAAGGUGUCCCAAUGGUCCAUCCGUGAAAUUUUUGGUUAAUGCUGUUCACACAAUGGAAGAACUGAAGCUCACUGGAAAUCAUUUGAAAGGUUCACGCCCUUUGUUGACUUUCUCUAGCAAUUUUGAAAAAGAUGCUCAUUGGAAGCUUCUGAAGGAGAUGAUCAUGCAGAUAUUUGGAACUCCGAAGGAGCACAGGAAAUCUAAGCCUUAUCAUGAUCACGUCUUUGUUUUCUCCAUUGUUGAUGACCACAUAUGGUUCCGCAAUUAUCAGAUAUCUGUUCCUCACAAUGAAUCAGACAAAAUGGUCCGAGGUGGACUCGAUAAAAUGACCCUUGUUGAGGUUGGUCCCAGAUUUUGUUUGAAUCCGAUCAAGAUAUUUGCUGGUAGCUUCGGAGGUCCAACACUAUACGAGAAUCCUUUCUAUGUCUCACCAAACCAGAUCCGAGCAUUGGAGAAAAGGAAGAAAGCUGGGAAGUAUGCUAAGAAAGUCAAGGCUAAGACAAGGCGGAAGAUGCAUGAGCAAUCUAAUCCCUUGGAGCCUGAUGAAUUUGCAGAUAUGUGGAGGGAAUGAUAUCUCAAUAUUCAUUUUUCUACAAACCCAAAAGAAUUAUUUUUCACUAAGCUUGUGUCGUAUCUAAUGCGAACCGAUGAGUUUUGGUUAGUUACUUUAUCUGCAAGUUUUAAUUUUGUACGAUGUUACAUCAACGGAUUGGUUAAAAUACAAAAACAGAAUCAUGUGUUUGCAGUUGCAUCUGCAUUA